UCACGCUCUGUGUUUGCAAGUAGCCCGGGCAUUAUUGACAAACUAUUUUUAAUUUUGCGACGUUAAUUUGUGGUGCGUACCCACCGUAAGAUACAAACACGGGUGUUGUGGCCGACAACUAAGGGGGGGAAUAGGGGAAGCGACCGUCGUUAGGUCAAAAUGUCGAUUCAGUACGAGGUGGAACAGCUGGCUGACAGCUACGGGGUUGCGGACUCAUUCCCCAAAGAUUUCGGUUAUGGUGAAGAGGAGGCCGACAUCGAGGACAGCCCGGCACCAUCCGAUAGCAAACCAAGAAUCCUGCUUAUGGGUUUGAGAAGAAGUGGCAAAUCAUCGAUACAGAAGGUGGUGUUCCACAAGAUGUCUCCCAAUGAGACCUUGUUUCUGGAAAGCACCAACAAGAUCUACAAGGAUGACAUCUCCAGCAGCUCUUUCGUCAACUUCCAGAUCUGGGACUUUCCUGGCCAGGUGGACUUCUUUGACCCUACCUUUGACUACGAGAUGAUCUUCAGAGGAACCGGAGCUUUGAUAUUUGUCAUUGAUGCUCAGGAUGACUAUGUGGAGGCUCUGGGCAGGCUUCAUCUCACUGUGUCACGGGCCUACAGAGUCAAUCCAGAGAUCAACUUCGAGGUGUUUAUCCACAAAGUGGACGGCUUGUCAGAUGAUCACAAGAUUGAAACCCAGAGAGACAUUCAUCAGAGAGCUAAUGACGAUCUGGCAGACGCCAGCUUAGAGAAGCUGCAUCUGAGCUUUUACUUGACGAGUAUUUAUGACCACUCCAUCUUCGAGGCCUUCAGCAAAGUGGUGCAGAAGCUCAUCCCGCAGCUCCCCACCUUGGAGAACCUCCUAAAUAUCUUCAUUUCUAAUUCAGGGAUAGAGAAGGCCUUUCUGUUCGACGUGGUCAGUAAGAUCUACAUCGCCACAGACAGCUCUCCUGUAGACAUGCAGUCCUAUGAGCUGUGCUGUGAUAUGAUCGAUGUGGUGAUCGAUGUCUCCUGCAUCUAUGGUCUGAGGGAGGACGGCAGUGGCAGCGCCUAUGACAAGGAGUCCAUGGCUAUCAUCAAGCUCAACAACACCACCGUGCUGUACCUGAAAGAGGUCACCAAGUUCCUGGCCCUUGUCUGCAUCCUGCGAGAGGAAAGCUUUGAGCGCAAAGGAUUAAUAGACUACAACUUCCAUUGUUUCCGGAAGGCCAUCCAUGAAGUAUUUGAGGUGGGUGUUUCCACUCAGCGUCCAGCGGGCCCACAGGCGGUCGGCUCGCCCUGCACCAAGGCUGUCGCACUCAACGGCACACCGCGCAACACUGUCUAGACACUGAUGCAAAAGAAAAAAUAAAAAAAAAAGACGCAAAAAGAGCGUAAAAGGAAAGGACGGAUGGAGACGGGUCAGGGAGCUUGUAAAGGAGAGACUACUAAACUGGGGCUCUCACCAGCACACCAGUCACAAUCCCUUGCUCCCAGCACCUAAAGCACUGAGAGACGCCUCGAGCCAAGAGAGUGUGGGAGCAGCACUGGAGCACAGAGGGGUCAGGAUAAGAUGGAAUGGAAAUUCAGGCAUCCGUUUCAAGUUGAAUGCAAAGCACUGUGAGGGGAAAUCGGGGAAAGCUAAACUGCACCUGGACAUAAAAAAGGUUCAGAAUGUUUCUUUGGAUUCCCUGAAGCAGUCAAAGGCUGUGAUAAUUAGCUGCUGGUUCCUCUGUACGGACAACGUGAGGAGGGAAAAAAAACGACCUCUAAAUAUGGACAAACUGUGACGUCAGUUUGCAGGACCCUGUCAAGUGAUGAAGCCACCCCGACCACUUCUGUGCUGAGAAAAGACGGUGGAUGUGAACUGCUACUUCUAACCCACAUGUGUUCAGAGAUGGCCUUAUGUAGAUAAAGCUUGACUGCAGUGCAAGCUUUCUCUCACCACCACUCACCUCACCCUACCUGAAUGCUGCCCAAAACGCGCUUUUUGGUUUCACUUGUGAAGGGAAAACAAGGUUUUGCGAGCAGACUGAAAAGGGAUUGUGCUGUCCAUCUAACUUAGUCAUGUCUGCCUGUAUGUAGGUAUCUAAUGUAUGUAUGUAUGAGCGAGUGUGUGCGUCUCAGUUAAAAGGAUUUGAUUAGAUCUCAGACUUGGACUCCUCGUCUGUUCUAGUGAGGGACCUUUAUCAGAAAGAGUGUACGUAUGUCCUUUCUCUCAAAAUUAGCAGCUUAGCAUAAUUAAACUCUUUUCAAUCAGCGAAAGUAACUUUUCUGUGUGCGCCCCACUGAAAGUCAAACUUUUUUUUUUAUUGACUUUAUGAUGGGUUAUAAAAGGAGUAUGGCUGGAAAUUUUGGACAUGGUCUUUGCAAAAGCACUGCCAAAAUGAAUCCCGAAUAAAUGAAUCAGAGCCAGAAAAGAUAUGCCACGAUUAAAAUUGAAGGAAAAAAAAAAAUCUAUAAAGUGUGGUUGAGGUGCAGGAUUUUUUGGAGCGAUUUCUGAAUCCAGAUUUUUCGAAUUAUCAUAUAAACUUGCAUGCAUUUUCCAAAUAGAGUUUCAGUCCUGCCCAAAAUUAUUGACCCAUGUUUUGUAUUUAGUUUGGUUCUAAUCAGCAGAAUUCACAAAAACAGUAGCCAUUCCAAGCAUGCAUACAUCAGUGUGUUGUUAACUUGUACGCUGCGUAAUGUUUCCAAUGGCAAGAGUACAAAUGAAAGUCAAUUGGAUUUAUUAAAUAGGGAUUAAAAAAAGACCAGUUUUCAUGAUUAUUGCCAUUACAAACGACACAUACAGUGUUCAUGUCUGUAUUUUUUUUUCUGUUUCUUCAUAUCAAGGCUGAGAUGUGAAAACUCUCGCUGCAUCUAAAGACCAGAAAUCUGACUCAGGAACCAGGAUUACCGCGAGAUAACUUUCCUGAGUGAGACACAGCGGGUUCCGGCUUAGAAGGUCUCCUCGGUUUUUACUCAGCAAAGUUACUCGGGUAACUCAGUGAACCUGCUUCUUGAAACAGGCCCGAGAUCUCAUCGAGUUAGUCUCUUUGUCACCUGAAAGUAAGUCACCACUGCAUUGUUGCACAUCAGAACUGUGAUGGAUGAUUGAUUGAUUUCAUGUAUUGUGAUGCUAUACUGUGUGAAAUAAAUGAAAAUUUACAUUUUC
Stegastes partitus (bicolor damselfish) is the source of this 3114-nucleotide messenger RNA. RefSeq names its product Ras-related GTP binding Ca (gene rragca). The transcript is spliced from 7 exons. Gene Ontology annotation, cellular component: lysosome; nucleus; Gtr1-Gtr2 GTPase complex. Lineage: Eukaryota; Metazoa; Chordata; Actinopteri; Pomacentridae. The coding region runs from base 160 to 1308 and encodes 382 amino acids. The record is from RefSeq and is a predicted model, not a curated record. Gene Ontology annotation, molecular function: GTP binding; GTPase activity. Gene Ontology annotation, biological process: cellular response to starvation; negative regulation of autophagy; positive regulation of TORC1 signaling.